This is a messenger RNA of Ceratotherium simum simum (southern white rhinoceros), 2065 nucleotides long. It is a transcript of the gene RFC5, whose product is annotated as replication factor C subunit 5. The record is from RefSeq and is a predicted model, not a curated record. Gene Ontology annotation, biological process: DNA repair; DNA-templated DNA replication. NCBI's taxonomy places the organism in Eukaryota, Metazoa, Chordata, Mammalia, Perissodactyla, Rhinocerotidae. Gene Ontology annotation, cellular component: DNA replication factor C complex; nucleus. Gene Ontology annotation, molecular function: DNA clamp loader activity; DNA binding; ATP hydrolysis activity.
GCGAGAGUUACCUUUGCGCGCGAACUCUGAGUGUUAGGGUCCCUGCGCUGGAUCGCGCUGGUCGCUGAGCAGGUCCCUUGGGGGUCGCGACGACCCCAGCGGACCUGGUCACCCUCGUCUCCCCGCCAUGGAGACCUCCGUACACAAGCAGCAGCAGCAGCAGCAGCCCGCGGCGGCCAAGAUCAGGAACCUGCCCUGGGUUGAGAAAUACCGGCCGCAGACACUGAAUGAUCUUAUUUCUCAUCAGGACAUUUUGAGUACCAUUCACAAAUUUAUCAGUGAAGAUCGGCUGCCGCACCUGCUUCUCUAUGGUCCUCCAGGGACAGGAAAGACAUCCACCAUCCUAGCCUGUGCUAAACAGCUGUACAAAGAGAAAGAAUUCGGCUCCAUGGUCUUAGAGCUGAAUGCUUCAGACGACCGAGGAAUUGAUAUCGUUCGGGGACCAAUCCUGAGCUUUGCUAGCACAAGGACAAUAUUUAAGAAAGGCUUUAAACUAGUGAUCUUGGAUGAAGCUGAUGCCAUGACUCAGGAUGCCCAGAAUGCCUUGAGGAGAGUGAUUGAGAAAUUUACUGAAAAUACCAGAUUUUGCCUCAUCUGUAACUACCUGUCAAAGAUCAUCCCGGCCUUGCAGUCUCGAUGUACAAGGUUCCGAUUCGGUCCCCUCACUCCUGAACUCAUGGUUCCCCGCCUGGAACAUGUUGUAGAAGAAGAGAAAGUUGCUAUAAGUGAAGACGGGAUGAAGGCACUUGUAACUCUCUCCAGUGGAGAUAUGCGAAGGGCCCUGAACAUUUUGCAGAGCACCAAUAUGGCCUUUGGAAAGGUGACAGAGGAGACUGUCUACACCUGCACAGGGCACCCGCUCAAGUCAGACAUCGCCAACAUUCUGGACUGGAUGUUGAAUCAAGACUUCACCACAGCCUACAGAAAUAUUACGGAGUUGAAAACUCUGAAGGGCUUGGCGUUACAUGAUAUCCUGACGGAGAUACACUUGUUUGUGCACAGAGUUGACUUCCCAACUUCAGUUCGAAUACAUUUAUUAACCAAAAUGGCAGACAUUGAGUACAGACUUUCUGUUGGCACCAACGAGAAGAUUCAGCUGAGUUCCCUCAUUGCUGCUUUUCAAGUCACCAGAGACCUGAUUGUCACAGAGGCCUAGAUGUAGAGGACCCUUUGCUACAGCUGUCAAGCCCAGCAGUGACUGGAGAACAGGGGACUUGGUUACUGGCCCCGAGGCCAGGGGACGAAGCCAUCAUCACCCCAAGUCUUGGAAGACUGUUUCAGGCGUGAGUGGGCAGACGUUUAAUAAGUACCAUGUUUGUGGCUGUUUGGAGCAGGGAGGUACAAAACAAUUUUAAUGUAAAACUCUCUUAUUGUGUUUCAUAGGGGAAAUAAAGCAAAAACUGUUUUUUUCAGCCUUAAGGCUUUUACAGUUGCUUGGAUGACAGGAAAUUGGCCUACCCCAUUUUGGUCUGGAACAUAAGGCUUUCAAAUCUAAUAUGGUCCAAGUGUCUUCCAGCUCAAGAUAAACAGAACCUCUCCCAAACUGAGUUUAUAAAUCUAAUCUGUGGCACCAUCUUUAUCUCUAAAUAGGUGUUAGAUUUCUGGCCAAAACUAUUAUACUCUUGUAAAAUGGACUCAAUUCUUACUUUAAAAACUGGUCUUUUUAUUCCUCCUCUUGAAGUAGAAGAAUUACCAGCAGGCUCCUAUUUGUGGUGUGCACAGUAGAGCAAACUUUCACUUUAUGCCACUGGGGGCCAGAGGUUGUACAGCACUCACUUGUUAACGCAGGGAGGGACGUGAGAUUAGGCCUGACUCGAAACCUGCAACCACUGCUAGGAUUAGGACUUGUGUACAAAUGUGGCGGCUUACUUGACAGCAGUUAUGCUACAUUUAUGAUACUGUUCUUCACAGUAAAAAUAAAGCAGCUUUCUUAAAUUGCUUGUGCUACAAGUGACUCUUCUCUCCUCAGCCAGUUAUAAAGAUGCUUAUCCAACUUGCAUUUAUAUGAAAAAGCCUCCUCCAUCUCUGAUAUCACAGAAUAAACUUUCUUGGAGGUUUUUCUUUA